UGAAUAUUGUUUAGUAGGGGUUUUUUCUAAUUAAGUUACCACAUGGUAAGCCCUUAUUGGACCCAAUAAAUUGCUAUUAACUUGGUCCAAUCUAUCUUUGGCUGGCUUACUCAAUUCAUAGCAUGGAGAUGGAAGGAAAAAAGAGUGAGGUUAAUAAAAAACAAUUCGAUGGAUCAUUCAUUCCAAAAGGAAGGCAUGAUAUCCUGACUGUUGCUAUAGGGAAACCAGAGCAUCUUGGACAUGUUCAAGGAAUCAGAUCAAGGGUGAGCAUAAGAGAUAUAUUUGGACCACCCCGUCAACGCAAUCCUUCAAGACUUGUGACAAGGGAGGAGGUGACUGCGAUGUUAGCUCAAGCAAAAGCAGAGGUUGAGGUUACCCUUGAAGUUAGAUUGCAAAAGAUGAAGGAGGAAAUGUUAAUGCAAAUGAGCUCACAGAAGGUGUCAAAUGCCCCACAUACCCCCUCUCUUACUUGUCAUUGGAGCACUAAAGAGAGUAACAUCGUUCAACUUCCUUCAAAAGAUGACCCAACUCCUAACCUUGAGCAAUGCUUCUUGUAUGUGGAGAAUAUAAAAAAAUGCUUAGUAGCACGCGGUCGCAUCCAUGAAGAUGUUGUCAAGGUAACCAUUGAAGAGGUCAAAAUUGACGAUGCUGAUAUCCCAUUCCCUACUGAUAAGAUCAAGACGGUAAAAAGAUGCCAAGGGCACUUUCACUUUAUGGCCAAAGAGACUUGUCAGGAUGCCUCAAAAUUCGGUUUUUAUAUCAAAUGUUGGUCUCUUCAGGCAAAGAUAAACAAUACGGAUUUCUUUGCCCACGUUACACUAAUGAUAAUGAGACCACCAAAGAGACAAAAGAGGAAUACAUGAAUCAAAGGCUCAGUGAAGUGCUCAUUGGCAAUUGAUAGUGUUUUCAAUGAAAAACAAUUCUAUCCUCUUUUUAUGCUCUCUACAUCAUAAACUCAAUCCAGCAAUGAAGAAGUCUUGUGAGCAGGCUAUGAGGAUUGGCCAGCAAGUUCGAUUGGGCAAGACCUUACAUGAUGUCAAGAAUCCUACAUGGAUAACACCAAAAAGCCGACAUCAACCUCCUACUAACUUGUGUGGCUUUUAUGUGUUGAGACACGUGUACAACAUCAUCACGGCUGGUUUGAUAGAG
Molecule: messenger RNA, 1149 nt
Organism: Prosopis cineraria
Lineage: Eukaryota; Viridiplantae; Streptophyta; Magnoliopsida; Fabales; Fabaceae
Exons: 6
Coding region: 123-863 (246 amino acids)
Source: RefSeq, a predicted model, not a curated record